GGGGUGGGUGGGUGUUGGUUUGUUCCUUCUCAAUCGGUGAAAAGGAAAUAAAGGUCCCAAUUGGGAAAUGCCACCAUCGUGCCUUCCCUAGGUGCUAGGUAGGUGCAAUCUUUUUACGACCUUUGAAUUCUUGCCUCUCAAAUGUUGGACACUCUUCCUAAUUAACCCAUUCUUCUAUCUUUUUCUUCACUAUAUCAAAAAUUUGAAAAUAUCAUCAUAAUCAUGCUCACCAUCAAUUCUGCCUACAGUGAGAAUUGAUCUUCAUCAAGAUUCUUUCAUAUGAGCACGGUCUUGCCAUGGCGCAACCAGAGACACCUGCAAGCGCAUCGCGAAAUUCUGUCAUUUCCCCUUUUGCAGGUGGUAUAACCACCGCUCAACUGGAACAAGUGUUACCGAGGACUCCUCAGAUGACCAGAUUUAAUCUUUUGAGAAGACAUCUUCGGGCGCCUAAAAAUCCCAAUUCUCGCAUUUCCAAUAGUGAAAUCAUCGCUAGUGAUGACGAGGCAGCGACCACAUCACCGUCAACCCCGAUCGUGCAACCACCGGAAUCUCUAACUGGCGAAGCUACAAGAGAUGAAGGUAAAGAAAUAUCUGUAGCUGCAGAUGGCGAUGAAGUUGUGCAAAGGAUUCCAAAAUCUACUGAUAUUCUGCGUUCUUCCCCUCAUGAAAAUGUUUCACAUUCAAAGCAACUCAGCAAAAUAUUACCCAAAAGGUUUUUAAGAACAAUCGCGAAGCGCAAAAAGUCACGGAGGGAGCAACGCAUCGCGUCUAAACUCGCUACUUUACAUCCUAUCGAAGAAUUAUCGAGUGCAUCGACCCAUGAAAAGAAAGACGAUGAAAAAGUAACCCCAUCUCAUCGUGGGUGUCGUCGCCCAGCUGAAUUAAAUAUAUUGUUCAAAAAUCCCGACCCCCGUAGCGAUGAAACAUUCGAUGACAGUCAAGAAUCUACCAGUCUUGAAGAACACAUUCGAAUAGCUUCGCGCACAUCCAAUUUACGGCCUUUAAGUGAUCCUGAGGUCCGAGAUAUCUGUUUUCCAUUUGGUACAUCGCGGUUAGUUCCAAGAACGGCUAUGGGCUCACACAAAAAUGAAAAUAAUAGCAAUCAUCUUAAUGACCUUGAGAUCGAGAUUCUUGGACUGCAUGAUGCUAGUCAUUCAUCUGAUUGUAUGCCUGGCCCAAGCGACUCAGAGGAUGCCCACAUUGACCACACGUCUCGCAAGGGUGGUCGUCCAAGCCCAAAGAAAAAACAUAAGAGGAAGAAUAAGAGACCUCGACGACUUCCAGUGGAUGAGUUGCACUUGGUAUCUGAAAGAGUGGCAGAACUUGGUCAGGAGAAAUAUGAUGAAAAUGUGCAGCCUUCAGCUGAAAUCCUAGAUGAUCCAAUCUCUCAAGACUCUUCGGAUGCCCUAAAAGUUAUACAGAGUUUUGGGCGGACAAAGAGCGAGAGAAAAGUGUUUCAGACAUACUAUGGCGCCUUUGGAAAGAUUGAUAGUAGAGAAUUUCGAUUCCCACAUCCUUACACCAAAUCUCCUCGGGCAGAAUCAAAUAAUCGCCAUGGAAUGAGCUCUUCUCACUCUGAUGGUUUCGUUGGAGCUGAAACAAGUCUCACUGGUAGAUGUAUGCUGUUGCCCAAGCAAAAGGGUGUUUGCGUUAGCAUAUGGGGACUGACUACUCGAGUAGCACAAUUAGAGUUGGUUCGCGAAAGGGACUACGGGCUAGUCGGCGAGCCAGAUGAUCAAGCUAAAAAAAGAGCUCUAGCGAAAAAAAUCAACAGACAUCCGAAGAAGAAAGCUACAAUUAGUGCGCCAUUAGUGAUUGAAGUUGAGUCUCAAGCAGUUAGAACGGGCGAAAUUCAACAAAAUGACAAUGAUAGCCGGAGUCAUGGAGACUGGGAGACGAAUCUGGACGAUCAACCGAUUAAUGGGUAUCUUUCUGGAGAUGAAAUGAUUCCAGGUGCAGAAAACAAUUUUCUGCCGCCGCCCACUGGGAAAGUGUGCCGAAGAGUCACCUUUGAUGAAAGAGUCGAAGUUGACUGGCGUGUCAGAAUACCUUCUUUGGACUCUAAGACAUCUGGAGGAUCUUUCGAGGUCAAGAGAAGAAGCAAUUCAUCUGAUUCCAUAAUUUGGCGGGACAUGGAGACGGUUCGCUUGAAGAGGUGCCACGAAGAAGAUAGCGAGGAGGAUGUGUUGUCUAUCAAUGAAUCGGAACGAAGCAUCAUCAGUAUUUCAAGUGAUAUCGACGAGAUGGGAGAAAGCGACGGGUCUGGUAACGAUAAUGAUGAAGAGAUGGACGACGAGGACGAACCUGAAGACGAGAGUGAACAUGAAGACGAGGGAGAGGGUGGAAAAUGCUUCAAUGUGCAAGCAGUCCAUGCACAACAAUCAGAUGAGCCAACCGACGGGGAUAUCCUCUCCACUAAAGACGAAUCGGGAGAGGAAAGGCAUCAGAGCAACGAGAAGGAUGACGAUAAAGAUGAUUUCUAUACUUCCGAAGAAGAUGCGAUUUUGAACAAGCCAGUGGACGGUGAUGAAAAAAUCACCGGGAUGUUUUUCUCAAGAGGGUUGAAUCAGCACAAGAAAACUUCUUCAAUUCAAGGGUUGACAGUGCAAGAAUCACAAACGACAAGAACUGAAGGUAACGACUGCAGCCAGGUAUUACAGCUAUCCAAUUCCACGAGUCGGCAGAAUACUACACAAGCAUCAAGAAUACCAGAGGCCGAUAUUUGGAGACCUCGAAGGCCAAAGUCAAGAGACAUUAUGAACGAGACGCAAGAGGACAUCUUUGAUAGCCCAAGCCCGAUUUCAACAAUCGCCAAAAGAAAGUCAACUGGUUUGCAGACGCGUAGACGGACAACAUUUCGCAAUAGGCCGCUAGCCCUUAUGACUGGUAGACCUUCUACGCCACCCAGUCCUGAAAUUCAAGAGACUCAAAUUGUGACACCUGAGAAAUCAGAAACACGAUUAAUUGCAGUCCGCGACAUCUCUCCUGAGCUUGGCGAAUCGCAAGUAUCCAAUACACCUGAUGAGUUCGACGAAUCCAUAUCGGACGUAUUGCUCCUUACCAGCAACGAGAGCUCACUUCAUUCUUCUCAACUUUCAUUCGUCCCAGAUGAGAUUCCGAAGGAAACCUACUUUUCCCGAGCGUCCCAGGCACUGGAAGAACACAGGACACCUCCCAUGUCUAGAAGCAAGUCAACUCCUGGUCGCUUCCAUCCCGAUCACUUCAAGAGAAUUGCCAUUCCCACUUAUGCCCAGCCAAUCACCGAGACUACGGCGAGCGAGGCAUCUGCACUGAGCAUGUCGCCCAAUUUUUCACAACAGUCAUACCGACCUACGUCUAGCUCAGAAAAAAGCUUGAGUAGUCUUACGCGACAGGCCAGUUUUGCUUCGGGGACUUUGCCAGGCUCUGCUAGGAAGAGAACGAAAACUUUACCAUUCAAACCGCCAUUCAAACAGCCAAUUUUGAAAAUUUAGCUACGCCUGGUUCGCUAAGCUAAGACGAAGUUUACGGAGGGCCAAGAGAUAUUUCUUAGGCUUUAACGUGGAAUAAUUUGCUAUCUAGGAGGGAGAAUUGUGGCGAUAUGAGCAUAAAUAAGGAUCAUUCGAAAUUUGUAUGGAGAUCGAGCUGUUGGCAGUGCCAUGAGAUAGAGAUGUCAGUUUUGCAGCAAUAUCCGAGGAGCUGAUGUUUACAAUAUUUUAUUCAUAAUAUGUAUAUCCGGGCUUUAUAUAUCUUUCACUGUAGCUUUUAUCCAUCUAAACAUUCUUACCAUCAUAACUUCGCUUCUCAUUCUGUAUGUUCCAUUGAUUAAUCCGCUUCCAAUAUUGUUGUGCCUC
Botrytis cinerea B05.10 is the source of this 3833-nucleotide messenger RNA. RefSeq lists its product as hypothetical. The coding region runs from base 297 to 3473 and encodes 1058 amino acids. Lineage: Eukaryota; Fungi; Ascomycota; Leotiomycetes; Helotiales; Sclerotiniaceae. The transcript is spliced from 2 exons. The record is from RefSeq and is a predicted model, not a curated record.